AUGUCUUCAAAAACGGAACCUCAAGGGAGUCACGCCCAUGCUUUUACCGCGGAUGUUAACAAUACAUUUGAAAUUUUCUCUCACCGCGCAUUGACUAGAGAAGCACCGAGUCCCCAGGAUCGCAGGGACCAGAGGCUCUCCAAUGAUAUAGUAGAGUAUCUGCUUAGAGAAGUUCCGGAAUUUCGGCGAUUAUCAGAGCUCCGGAAAAAGGGGUGGAAUAACCCAAAAGGCGACCGGUUCUUUGAAAAGCAGCGCCGAGCUGCCGAUCACGCCGAUGACAAGACAGCUAAGCAUUUCUACAAAAUGAUGCAAGACAUAGGACGAGAUAUGCACCGACUUACAGGCGUCUUCCAAAUCAAAAGCCCCAGUCCGGAUCAAAAUUGUAUACUCGACAUGUGCAUGGCUCCGGGAGGCUUCCUUGCGACAGCAUUGCGUCUUAACCCUGAAGCCCAUGCUUUGGGGUUCAGCUUACCCAAGUGUAAUGGAGGACAUAAUGUUCUUCUACCGAAGCAUCCCCGUGUUACACUAAAGUUCCUUGACAUCACAAUGUUAGCCGCAGAUAUGGGGCUAUCAGAUAUCCCGUCCGAGCACCCAGACACUAGAAAUUUCCUACCUACCCAAUUCGAACCGGGGCAGGUUUUUGAUCUUGUUUUAUGCGACGGUCAGGUGCUCAGGAAUCAUGACAGGGCAGCCUAUCGCGAGCAUAGGGAGGCAAGAAGGUUGACCAUUACCCAAUUGAGUCUUGGGCUUAAGCACAUCAAGCCAGGAGGAACUAUGAUUGUCCUCCUCCACAAAGUCGAGUCUCUAGAAUCCGUGCAACUCCUCUACAUAUUUGAUAGGUUUGCUUCAGUGCGGCUCUAUAAGCCUACGAGGGCUCACGCUACACGAUCUUCCUUCUACAUGCUGGCAAGCAAUAUCAGGUCUGAUUGUGCAGAGGCAGCCAUGGCUAUUGCAAGGUGGGAAAGUAUGUGGAAGAUUGCGACCUUCGGCACAGAUGAUAUGUACGAGAAAGCUCUUACUGAGGACGGCUUACAUGCUGAAGUUCUAUUGAGGGAGUUUGGUCCUAGAUUAGUCAGGUUGGGCAAGAAGGUCUGGGAUAUCCAGGCGAAUGCGUUGGCAAGGGCACCUUUCUUGAAAGAAAAUCCAGUCGGGCUCGGAGGAAUGACUGUUCAAGAAAACACAACUCAGUAA
Messenger RNA from Aspergillus udagawae, 1191 nucleotides. RefSeq lists its product as uncharacterized. Lineage: Eukaryota; Fungi; Ascomycota; Eurotiomycetes; Eurotiales; Aspergillaceae. Gene Ontology annotation, biological process: methylation. The transcript is spliced from 2 exons. Bases 1 to 1191 code for a protein of 396 amino acids. The record is from RefSeq and is a predicted model, not a curated record. Gene Ontology annotation, molecular function: methyltransferase activity.